UACCUACGUACCAGCUCGUGAUGUCAUGAUACGCAAUUUAUCCAAUGAAAAUGGAUCACAUAUACCGACGUGACUUAAGAGGAGGCUGACUCGUGAUUGAUGAAUGACCCACUGACAAUGGUGCUUUGGGACCUGCGCGGCAGGCUGCAGGCACAUUACUUUUUCGAGCCUGCCGAUCCAGUUGCUUUGAGUUCCCCGCAGUCCUUUGUCGGUCCAAUUCACCUUGGAAUGAUUGCGAAAAAAGCCAAGACGCACUUAUAUAAUGACAUUAGCAAACAAAAUCAGUUCGCCGAUGAUGUCCGCCUUGUGUUCAAUAGCGCACUCAUGGCAAAAUGCAACCCAACAUCACCGGUGUCUGUUGCUGCAAAGGAGCUAUGUGUCUUCUUUGAGGCCAGAUUUGGGGUCAAAAGCCUUGAACACUUUCCAGCGGUGAUGGAAAAGUUCCCGGCUUCCUCUGAGUGUGGUCGUUUACUCGCGAAACUUGUAAAUUCAAAUGACUCCGAAUUUAACUAUCCUAUACAACACCCCAGUUCCACUCUCCCAGACCAUUUUCGUGCCAUCACUUCUCCACUUAGCUUUAUCACCGUACAAAAAAAAAUGGAAUCUGGUCAGUAUAUGUCUGUGAGGGCUUUUGCCAGCAACAUUUACGCAAUAUUCCGAAAUGCAGCAAGAUAUAAUAAGUUGCAGAGGAGUAGCGCAAUUUUUAGUUGCGCGAUAGGGCUUAGAAGUCUCUUUACAGAAGAGCUCCGGCUUAUUGUAAGGGAUUCCACGUUGUUGUCGUCACCUCGUUCAGCCGUGCUUAAUACAAUGUGUACGCUUGUGAAUGCGCUGGAACAUGACGUUAGAUACUUGGGUGCUCCUGACCGAGCUGCUGCCACGCAGUCUAUGAAACUCAGUAGCAUUUACGAAAGAGUCUAUACGGCCAAAUAUAAACAGUGGCUGCAUAUGGCGACAUUUAUAGACGAUGUGCGUCUCGUGAUUGUAAAUGUUACAAUUGGCCCGUGUCUAUGUGCGCUUGGACUAUUGUUCAUUCGACUAGUUGCUAUCGCACAUGAUUCAAAUGGAUUAUGCCCUGUAGGCCAUGAGUUCAAAUGGAUUCACUUCCCGAUGCAUGGCAGCCAAGAAGCGCCUGGCCGUCUUCGAGGCAGGCCUUGCAACCUGUAGAUCCUUGACGCACAACCCCUCAAACAGCUUAUUUCGUUUAGCUGGCCAAGAUGAUAUUGCAACGUGUGAAUUUCUUUGGGGCGUUAUUGAGCCACUUGCGAUAGCGACGGAAUCAUACCUCUUUCGCAAAUGUCUUCAUACUUCUACUGGUAUUCAAAGUUACCAAACACUCAACGAGUCAUUCAUGGAUCUCAAAACUAUUGACGUCAAAGGCUGUUGCAAUGUCGCUACGCAGAAACUUCAGAUUGCUCUUGAAAUAAAGACAGCCCUCGUCAACCCAGAGUCACGUCAUCAUGUCGUAUAUUUAGCUUUUACUGCUGAGCACAGACACUCAUAAAACAAUGCCGCUUGGAUGCUCUCACUACCCCGUCACCGACUCGUGCAAAUCGUCGAGUAUCUCGCAUGACAUUGAUGACGCUUCUUGACAUUUUUGUGGAAGAAUCACCUACACACUUAUAUUUCAAUCUCCCUGGCAACCUUGUAAAGGAGAUACCUGACCACCUUAAAGUAAAAAAAGUACAGUGCACGAUUUACAUCUUUAGGUGGCAUUCUUUGCAAAUACCCAUGCAGGUUAUAAAUCAGCCAAUGGAUCUAAAGACCAUUGGAUCUCGUGUCGAAAAGGGGUACUAUCAUUGCGUGGAUGCCUUUGUCGAUGAUCUCAGACUCAUGUUAGCAAAUACAAUUCAACGCAACAACGUUGACCCGGCACGUCCGGUACUAUCUAAACGAGUCUAUGAAAUCAUGAAGUUACCCUCCUGCCAACUCUGGCAACUCUGCUCCGCUUAGGUUCAUCUCGCAACAGUGCAUCUGAAAGGGCGCUUUGAGCAUGCACUUAGAGAGCUUAAAGCAAGCGCCAUAAAAUCAUCCACGCUCAUGUGUGUCACGCGUGCAGCGAGUACGGGUGCGCACAAGAGAUGUCUUGCCUUCAGCGACCCCGAACAUUGCAUUUCGCAACUACCACUCGGUGAAGUUCAUCACAUAUUUCGAGCAUUAGUCCUGGAUCAGCCUGCCUCAGCUUUUUUCCUCAAGCCUAUUACGUCCUCGGCGCCAGGACUCGGGGACUACUCCAGGAUCAUCAAAAAGCCCAUGGAUCUUGAGGCCAUUGGUGAGCACGUGAGCACAUACCAAACAUUCCUUGCUUUCGCCCGUGAUGUACGGCUUGUCUUUAACAACGCACGCGUAUACGUCGCAAACUCUAAAUUGGCUGUUCACGACGCCGCCAGUAUACUCUCGAGGCUAUUUGAGGAAAAGCUUUCCAACCUCAUUUUAGGAUAUAGUGCACAGGAAUGCAGUGCACAGCGAUGUGUGCACACAGAGCCAUCUAAUCUGCUUCAAUCAUGUUCACCGGCUGCGAUGGCUGCUGACCGGAUGCUAAUUGCCUUAAACUGGGACGAGGCUGCAAGCAGCUCAGUUGAAAUCAGAUUUGACACAAAACACAGUCGUGUUGGGUUGCCUGCUGUGACGCGGGCAUCACAGCAACCCUCCCGCAUGCUCAAACUUCUUUGGGGUGCAUCACGCUCAGAAUCGUGUGCUAGGAGGAGCGCCUUCCUUUGCGGCGCAACUAUACACGAACAACUGGCAGUUGACGCCACGCAUAUCCCACGUAUAUCAGGGCUCGGAUGCGAUGGUGAAGCAAAACACUUGCUGGUUACAACCGCCGGCAGCGCAGAAUCCAUUUCGCGGCAUGAACGAGACCAGGACCGGCAACGGGAACGCAAUGCCGCGCGGAGACAACGCAAUGAGCUUGAACAAACCAUCGAUCUCGAGCGACAGCGUCUAAUCGUCUCAAAAUUCCUGGCACGAGCCGCUGGAUCAAUAAGCUCGAUAGGUUUUGAUAAACAGGAUGAAGGUGCUUAGCAAAUCUCGUCAGGUUGUUUUCAUACUAGCGCUCUUGCCUCCCUUGCAUCAUAUAUUAGCUAGCCAUUUCUCGUUUGCCUUGCUGACACAGUUUAUUCCUUUUGUGGCCUGGACUGGAUUGUUUUGCAGCUUAUAUACGUCAUUAACUCACUUGAUGAGUCUGCGACACGUGGCGGUGUGGAGGGCCGCGGGCGGGGCCCCGCGCUCAAGGUAAACUCCUGGCGGACCAGGUUAGGACCCGGGGCUGCUGGGGGACCGGUACCCGCGGGGGAUGGGUCGGAGAAUCAGCGGAUGCGGCGGUCUGCCGGCGGACGGGGCGGACCAGUGUUUGCGGACCCGUGACGGGCGGGUGGCUGCGCGGCAACGGCGGGCGGGUCGCGGACCGGUGGAACUUCAAGUUCAACUUGAUCUUCAACGCAAGCAAUUCAACGUUCCGUUUGGCGAAUCGAAUG
Pelagomonas calceolata is the source of this 3473-nucleotide messenger RNA. Lineage: Eukaryota; Pelagophyceae; Pelagomonadales; Pelagomonadaceae. The record is from the annotation of a GenBank genome assembly.